Molecule: messenger RNA, 1307 nt
Organism: Procambarus clarkii (red swamp crayfish)
Lineage: Eukaryota; Metazoa; Arthropoda; Malacostraca; Decapoda; Cambaridae
Gene: RFeSP
Product: Rieske iron-sulfur protein
Biological process (GO): mitochondrial electron transport, ubiquinol to cytochrome c
Cellular component (GO): membrane
Molecular function (GO): quinol-cytochrome-c reductase activity; 2 iron, 2 sulfur cluster binding
Source: RefSeq, a predicted model, not a curated record
AAACCUGACCGGCGAGCAGUGAGCGGCCAUCAGCCAGCAGCAGACACCAGACACCAGCAGACCCCCAGCUUCCCCGCCAGCAGACAUGUUAUCUUACAUCGGCCGGUCGAGCCAGCUGGCCCCUGCCCUGAAGGGCUCGAGCCAGGUGGUGGCCGGAGGGCUGAGGAGUCUGGCUCCAGCUGUGUGUGAAGCACCAGCUGAGGUCCUCCAUCAGCCGCCGCCCUCAGUGCUCACCCCCGCGGCCAUGGCCCUCCGCUGCCCCUCCACCGGUCUCCUCAGGGCCAAGGCCGGUAUAGCAGUAAGCUCGCAAGUACGAUGUGCCCACACCGAUAUCCAAGUACCAGACUUUAGUGCAUAUCGACGGGAUGCUGUAAAGGACCCUCACGCCAAGGCUAAAGAGUCUUCAUCGGCCCGAAAAAAUUUCACAUACAUGAUUGUUGGAGGUAGCACUGUCGCUGGGAUGUACUGUGCGAAAACGGUGGUUACACAGUUUGUUUCGUCCAUGUCUGCGUCUGCUGAUGUGUUAGCCUUGGCAAAGAUUGAAGUCAAGUUAGACGAUAUUCCUGAAGGAAAGUCGGUCACCUUUAAAUGGAGAGGCAAACCUCUUUUUGUCAGACACAGGACUGAUGAAGAGGUUGAAACAGAGGCCAAUGUGGAUUUAAGCACAUUGCGUGACCCAGAGCACGACAAUGUUCGCUGUACACAACCCAAGUGGCUGGUGGUUCUUGGCGUGUGCACUCAUCUUGGUUGUGUGCCUAUUGCAGAUGCAGGUGACUUUGGUGGAUAUUACUGCCCGUGCCACGGUUCCCACUACGAUGCAUCGGGGCGCAUCCGUAAAGGCCCUGCACCACUUAACUUGGAGGUUCCUACUCAUGUUUUCACCGAUGAAGGGUUGCUUGUUGUAGGUUAAAUUUAGCAACUUGUUUUCAUAAAUGAAUAUUUAUUGAUUUAAACCUUAAAACUUGAAACCAAUUAGCACAUUGUAUAAAUAUACUGUAGCACGAGCAUUUUGUUCCCACUACAGAAUGUGACCUUGUAAAUGAGUCUUGUUAGGUAUUUAUCACUAUUUUGGCUAAACGAUCACAAGCUGUGCAGUCUUUAUUGAACGUUCAUUAUAACAUUAUUAAUGAGUGACAAGUUUAAGGUUAAAUUAUCACAGGUAUGGAAAUAACUUGAAAACUGAACCAGACCUCCUUGUAACCCUGUGCUGUAGAUAUUGUAAAAAUGAGUUGACAGAUCUCUUUCCUCUUUGGUAUCCGUUUGCUAACAUUACUAAAGGCAAACUAUAAUAUAAAAAUAAAUUUAUU